Chiloscyllium plagiosum (whitespotted bambooshark) is the source of this 3886-nucleotide messenger RNA. Its product is annotated as potassium voltage-gated channel subfamily A member 1-like. Gene Ontology annotation, molecular function: protein binding; delayed rectifier potassium channel activity. Lineage: Eukaryota; Metazoa; Chordata; Chondrichthyes; Orectolobiformes; Hemiscylliidae. Gene Ontology annotation, cellular component: voltage-gated potassium channel complex; membrane. The record is from RefSeq and is a predicted model, not a curated record. Gene Ontology annotation, biological process: potassium ion transmembrane transport; protein homooligomerization; action potential.
UAUGCCUCAGUCGACGCUUCAGAGUUGCGUGGUUUUUAUUUGCUAGAUUAACAUUUUAAUAGAAAAAGACUUUUUCGAAGACAAAAUAUCGCACUUUGUUUCUUUAAAAAACGUUUCUGUUUGUCCCAAGAUGGAAAUGACUUUAUCUUCCUCAGAAAAAUUUGCUAUUAGAAGCGUAUUUCUUUUGUCAUUGCAAGGAUACAUAUAUAAAUUGUCCACUGACACCUCACUAAGUGUCACUUCGGAAAAGAUGGUUGUAAUCGGACAACUGACUUUGGGAGGCUGCAGUAAGUUGUGCGUUGCGAAAGUGAAGACCCGAAACAGCAGCCAUGAAAAUAGAGGGCGCGGGGUUUUAUUCCGGGAGUUUUAAUGCGAAUCGGCCAAAACGUUGUAUUGAUUUAGGUGAAGCAAUAAUUAUUGACUGAACUCAUACAGUUUCCUUCAAUGGUGAGCUGUAACCCCCUGAGAGGGUACACCUGGAGUUUAUCACCACAUGAUGCACAUUGUUGAAGAGCGAGCUCUCGGCACUGCCGGGAUACUUUGGCUGAGCUUCUGGUUCAUAAAAAGGACUGGUCGCGCUGAGCACGCACACUGGUGAAAGCGGGCGAAAUGAUGAGGGGCUUUUGGUGGGGCGGGGUAGGGCUCUGUCAAAUAUACCCAAUCCCCCUCGCCAGACCCGCCUUACUGCAAUUCACAGCGUGGCCUCUCACCGUCAGGCGUGCAACAGGACACUGCCAGUGAAAUCUAGAAAGGACUUUUCUUUUCAUUCUUCGGAACGGAACUAGGCGCAGAAAGUUUCACAGCUAAAGUACAGGCGGGCUGGGGUCGGUAGAGGGAAUCCGUGCCGGCAGAUUCAGUCACGGAUAAAGUGGGGCGGGGGUGUUCCGAUGUGGACUCCCCACACUGGGUGUGAAUUGGAUGGACCGAAUGCAGCCGGUGAGAUAUUGGGAGUAUUGUUUUAUUUGUGCGUGUGUGUGUGCGGGGAAUCAAAGACGCUUCUUGAGAAACGUCGCCCUCACGUCAUCGCAGGGGAUGGUAAGGGGCUGAGCUAUUUUGAAAUGCUGUGAUUGCAGAGUCCCUGCCCGUCUGUGUGUGUGUGUGUGUGUGAGAGAGAGAGGUGCGAGAAUUAAAAGUCGGGGGAGGCGGGGUGGGUGUGUGUGUGUGGAAGGGGGGAGGCUGGGGGGGGGGGGGUGUUGCUGAUCAGGAAAUGCCAGACGCUGCCCUGGCGGAGGUGUCAGAUCACAGCGAGUGCCCUCAGCCGCCCCUCCACCACGAACGAGAGCGGCCCGGCUGAAGAUGACCCUGGUCGGCGAGGAGAACAUCGACGAGUCGGUGGUGUUGACCGCGCUCUCUCAGGGUCACCGCGAUCCCGAGGAGCUGGGGCAGGAAUGCUGCGAGCGGGCGUUCAUCAACAUCUCGGGGCUCCGCUUCGAGACCCAGCUCAGGACCCUGGCCCAGUUCCCCAACACCUUACUCGGCAACCCGAGGAAGAGGAUGCGCUACUUCGACCCCCUGCGGAACGAGUACUUCUUCGACAGGAAUCGCCCCAGCUUCGACGCCAUCCUGUACUUCUACCAGUCGGGAGGGAGGCUGAGGAGACCUGUUAACGUGCCCGUCGACGUUUUCCUGGAGGAGAUCAGAUUUUACGAGAUGGGCGAUGAGGCCAUUGACAACCUCCGAGAGGAGGAAGGUUUCAUUAAGGAAGAGGAGCGGGUUCUGCCCAGCAACGAGUACCAGCGUCAAGUUUGGCUGUUGUUCGAAUACCCCGAGAGCUCGGGAGCUGCGAAAGGGAUAGCCAUCGUCUCCGUCCUGGUCAUUCUCAUUUCCAUCAUCAUAUUCUGUUUAGAGACCCUGCCCGAAUUCAGAGAAGACUCCCACCCGAACCUGAUGAAUUUUGCUGCCAAUGGCACCGAAACCGUGGGGAUGAACUCGUUCACCGACCCCUUCUUCAUCAUCGAGACUCUAUGCAUCGUCUGGUUCUCUUUCGAACUGUUGGUGAGGUUUUUCUCCUCUCCCAGCAAGCCUGGCUUUUUCAAAAACAUCAUGAACAUCAUCGACAUAGUGGCCAUCAUCCCGUAUUUCAUCACCCUGUUCACCGAGUUAGUGCACCACCAAAGCAACGGGCAACAGACCAUGUCCCUGGCCAUCCUCAGGGUCAUUCGGCUUGUUCGGGUCUUCCGCAUCUUCAAGCUCUCCCGUCACUCCAAAGGUCUCCAGAUCCUGGGGAAAACCCUGCAGGCCAGCCUGAGGGAGCUGGGCCUGCUCAUGUUCUUCCUCUUCAUCGGGGUCAUCCUGUUCUCCAGCGCCGUCUACUUCGCCGAGACCGACGACCGUGACUCGAGUUUCUCCAGCAUCCCCGACGCCUUCUGGUGGGCGGUGGUCACCAUGACCACGGUGGGCUACGGCGACAUGUACCCCAUCACCAUCGGCGGCAAGAUCGUGGGCUCGCUGUGCGCCAUCGCCGGCGUCCUGACCAUCGCCCUGCCCGUGCCCGUCAUCGUCUCCAACUUCAACUACUUCUACCACCGGGAGAACGAGCAUGAGGACCAGGCUGAGUAUCUGCAUGUCAGCAGCGGGCAGCAGACAGCUUCCCUGAGCCGCUUCAAAGCGAGCGACCAGUCCGUGGACAAAAGCGAGAACCUGGAGGCAGAGGACAACGUGGACGCGUUGUUCCUGGGUCCCCACCAGUACCCCGGCUACACCCCGACCAAACAGAAACCCCUAGCCAAGAAAAUAUUCACUGAUGUAUGAUCAAAGGGAGAGGAAAGGACGGGGAGGGGUUAACUCGGGUGUUGGGAUCUGAGGAGAAGGGGGAAUUGAACACAAACGGAGAAACCCUACAUUCAGUGUUUUCAGUCACAUUAAAAGAAACGUCUGAUAGUCAGCCUCAACCCAUGGAAGCUAAAUAUUUUUGAACCAAUACAUGUGUGACAGAAUUACAUCUAGGCGAGGGAGGGAGGGGGAGCAUCGAAUUGAAAAACAAAAGUCUUCCUUUUUUUAGCUUUGCUGUCAACGUCUGUAGUUUAUUUUACAGUUUUUUCCUGUGGUUUAAUGCGACUUGCCCGCCAUUUUUUGUUGCACUGGUCUUGACACAUUUCACGAAAGGUUAACCUUCAAUGUGUGUCAGUUGAGUUGAACGAAAAGGAACCGUGCGGCAUCUUUUCUCUUUAAAAAGAAAAACGAUUACCUUCUAUCACUCCCCCCGCCUCCCCUUGCUUCCUUCCCGCUAAUUGCGUAUCACUUCAUGGGAGAGGAGGGGGCAUUUUUUUCAUGGGGGAGAAAUGGGGGACGCGGGGAGUGAAGGGGGCGAAUUCUCCUGCCUGGGAGCAUGUAUCUCCGGCGGGUGGGGGAAGAGGAAGAGGAGGGGGAUUUAGACAUCAUGACCCAUCCAACCUCUCAACCUGCCCUGAGGAGAAUGGGGAGGGGGGGGGGUGACAGAAACGAGGGUUUUGAAUUGUCAAAACAAAAGGAAAAGGAAGCUAACGGGGGCGGGGGGAGAACCAAAUAGCAAUCAAGUAGAGAGAGAUUAAAGUGCAAAAUUGAAAGCCGGAGCAACACACGCAGCUGUUGCUAUCUUCUACAUUCCUAGAAGUGAAAAACCAAACCGGAAGCCAUUUCCAGCACUCAUCUGACUCUUAAUUUAAUGUCGUUUCCAACACGUUUUAUUACAAUAGCUGAAUCUAUUUGACAGACUUUUCCCUGCGCCACUCUCUGAGCUGUGGGUGCGAGGGAAGGCUAAAAAUCAGCUCGCACUUUUGCUUUGUUCACCUCCCAUCGGCAUUCGUGUGUUGCAUCGCUUUUUUUACAAAAAAAACUCUCAACAGUUGAGGAAGAAAUGGGGACUGUUGCCUUCUUGCGCAGGUGGAUUUAUGUUUACAUAGGGUUG